AUGGUUGUUUUAUGGUCAUCUCGAUUAACAUAUGCGUCGAUCAUCAUAUUAAAUUUAUCAACAUGGAUCGCUCUUCAAGGAGUGUGGAUGGAAUUUCCAUUGAUAAUUCCUCUUGUACCCGAAGGUUGGUCGUUACCAGCUCUCAUGUCACUUGUUUCAUGUUUGGCAAAUAUAUCACCAUUAAUGAUCAUUAUUAUGCGACGUAUUCAAGGAAGUCAACGAUUCUCAGAAAUACCUUAUAUUUAUGCACUUACAAUAACCGGAAUUCUUUCUUGUAUAAUAAUUGGAUUAUUUUGGAAUAAAACAAUUUUUAUAUUUAAUCAAAAACGUAGUGUCAUACUAAUAAUUGCCACAUUUUUUCUCUCAAUUCCAGAUUGUUCAUCGAGUCUAAUAUAUUUUGACUUUAUGAAACGUUUUCGUCCUAAAUAUUUGAAUGCCAUGUUUAUUGGAGAAAGUUUAAUAUGUUUUAUUCCAAGUCUCAUAGCAAUUGCGCAAGGUAUUGGUAGUGAAGUAGCAUGUCAUGGACAAGAACCAUCGUUUUCUCAGCCAAGAUUUAGUGUUAAAAUUUAUUUUUUCAUAUUAGCUGGAGUUAUUACAUGUUCAUUAAUCUCAUUCAUUCUUCUUCGAUGGACAUCAAUUGCUGAAAUUGGUAAUGCUCUUGAAAAGAGAAAUGAAACAACGAUAAUAGAUCAAGAACAAGAUCAAGAUUCGAAACAAGCUUGUUUAGAAGAAACGAUGACAACUGUAAUACAAAGAGAUAAUAAAUUGUCAAGAAGAACCUUUUAUUUACUAUUGAUCAUAUCUGUAAUUAAUUCAUUCAUUGUUUAUGGAUGUUUACCAUCGCUUAUCACUUAUUCUCUACUACCUUAUGGUCAACGUGUAUUUUAUUAUUGUUCACUGCUGGCACCAAUGGCGUAUCCUCUAGCUUGUUGUGUACAUGCCGCAAUUAAACUCAAAUUAAUAUCAUUGAUUAUCUCCUCAGUAAUUAAUAUUUUAUGCAGUCUAUUUGUCAUAUAUAUUGCAUUUAAUAGUCCAUGUCCAAUAUUACAUGAUACAGUUAAAGGUGGCAUAUUAGUGACAUUUAUUUGGUGUAUAAUUAUAUUUAUUGUCGGUUAUGUUCGUAUUAGAAUUGGAAAUAUAAUUAAAACAUCAUGGCCAAAACAAAAUGGUCUAUAUAUUUAUGGACUCACAACUCAAAUUGGUUAUUGUCUAGGAUCAAUACCCUUAUUUUUUAUUAUCAAUGUAUUUAAAUUAUUAAAAGAUCGUGAACCAUGCGUUAAAUAUUGUCACACUUGA
Molecule: messenger RNA, 1296 nt
Organism: Didymodactylos carnosus
Lineage: Eukaryota; Metazoa; Rotifera; Eurotatoria; Philodinida; Philodinidae
Source: the annotation of a GenBank genome assembly